AUGUCCACCGAUAUCAAACAAAACAUCGAAGCAACUGUCAAGAGCUAUGUAACCUCUUUCAUCGACGCGAGAGAAGCCAAUGAUCCCAAAAUUACCAACCGUGACACAACACCUGACUGUCUCCGCAGCAUGCUUCCCUCACCUCUCGGCGGCGGCGGUACGAUGCCCAACGAAGCCUACGAAGCAAUCUUUGCUCAGGGCCUGAAGGCUGGUGGAAUGCACGCCAACGAUAUCACUGACUUGGUCAUUGAUGUUGACGCUCGCAAGGCAGCCGUUACCACCGUAGCGACGUUGGUUAUGGCGGGUGAAGAGAUAAGUUUGGACUUUUCGUGGUUUUUGCACUUGAACGAGGAUGGAACUGAGAUCAACAGGAUUGUCGAGUUUGUUGAUUCCUUGACUUUUACUGGGUUGCAGAAGAAGAUGGCCGGAGGGGCCGAGAAGAGCGAGUAG
This is a messenger RNA of Fusarium coffeatum, 450 nucleotides long. RefSeq lists its product as uncharacterized. The record is from RefSeq and is a predicted model, not a curated record. The coding region runs from base 1 to 450 and encodes 149 amino acids. The transcript has a single exon. Lineage: Eukaryota; Fungi; Ascomycota; Sordariomycetes; Hypocreales; Nectriaceae.